Molecule: messenger RNA, 279 nt
Organism: Prunus armeniaca (apricot)
Lineage: Eukaryota; Viridiplantae; Streptophyta; Magnoliopsida; Rosales; Rosaceae
Source: the annotation of a GenBank genome assembly
AUGGAGGGCAAUUGGUGUUGUGAGAAAUUGGAUACCAGUUCCUCUGGAUGGCACAAGACCAUGACCGAAGUUUUGAGCAAAAUCAAGGGGGUGUCUUACACCAUUGAUGCACAAGCCGGGAUUGCACAUGUUUCGGGGACAAUCGAUCCGAACACCCUUAUGAAGUUAUUAGCACAAUCAGGGAAGCAUGCAGAGCUGCUUAGGGUUAACUCAGGAUAUAAGCAUCAGUUCUAUACGGCAAAACUUGUUGCUAUUGCUAAUUACAGAAAUGGACAAUAA